AUGUUCCUUCUUAUGAUCAUAGGUUUACUAAAUGCAUUCACACCACAGAAAACAUUAGAAGACUUUCAAGAUGUGUAUCUUGUAAUGGAAUUAAUGGAUGCAAAUCUGUGUCAAGUAAUUCAGAUGGAUUUAGAUCAUGAACGAAUGUCUUACCUUCUGUAUCAGAUGCUAUGUGGGAUUAAACAUUUGCAUUCAGCAGGGAUUAUACACAGAGAUUUGAAACCCAGCAACAUUGUGGUAAAAGCUGAUUGUACACUAAAAAUUUUAGAUUUUGGAUUAGCAAGGACUGCAGGGACUGGUUUUAUGAUGACACCAUAUGUUGUAACAAGAUAUUACCGUGCUCCAGAAGUCAUCCUUGGUAUGGGCUAUAAAGAAAAUGUGGAUAUUUGGUCCGUGGGCUGCAUCAUGGCAGAGUUGAUACGAGGUGGUGUACUAUUUCCUGGCACUGACCAUAUAGAUCAGUGGAAUAAGAUUAUCCAACAAUUAGGAACCCCAUCUCAAGACUUCAUGUGUAGAUUGCAGCCUACAGUAAGGAGCUAUGUUGAAAACCGUCCUCGGUUUACAGGCUACAGCUUUGAUAUCUUGUUUGCAGACUGUAUGUUCCCUUCAGACAGCCGUGAGCAUCAAGGUCUGCAAGCAUCUGUAGCCCGAGACUUGCUGUCCAAGAUGUUGGUUGUUGACCCUGAGCGAAGGAUAUCUGUUGAUGAGGCAUUAAUGCAUCCCUACAUUAAUGUAUGGUAUGAUGAAGGCGAAGUAAAUGCACCUGCUCCUGGACCUUAUGAUCACUCAGUAGAUGAAAGAGAACACUCUGUAGAAGAAUGGAAAGAACUUAUAUAUGAGGAAGUCAAGAAAUAUGAAAAUAAAGAUAAUCAAAUGACAAAUGCUAUGCAAAAUCUCUCAGUGUACAGAGGUCAUAAGGAUGGAGCAACGAAUGACACUGCCCCUAAGGAAGGUGUUGCAACAGGCUCUCCUGGUCAGAACAGGCAUCGGUGA
Acanthosepion pharaonis is the source of this 993-nucleotide messenger RNA. NCBI's taxonomy places the organism in Eukaryota, Metazoa, Mollusca, Cephalopoda, Sepiida, Sepiidae. The record is from the annotation of a GenBank genome assembly.